Tilletiopsis washingtonensis is the source of this 362-nucleotide messenger RNA. RefSeq lists its product as hypothetical. NCBI's taxonomy places the organism in Eukaryota, Fungi, Basidiomycota, Exobasidiomycetes, Entylomatales. The transcript has a single exon. Bases 66 to 320 code for a protein of 84 amino acids. The record is from RefSeq and is a predicted model, not a curated record.
GCUGUGGUGCCGAUCCGUGCAGCUGAGCGAGAGGCCGCCCGGAUGCCGAGGAGCCCUGCGGAUGGAUGGCCCGCUGCAGCGCUGCGGCCGACACCUUUGUCCCUCGGGCCGGGCCCGCUGCACCACCACCCGCAGCAGCAUUGCAGCUCCUCCUUCCCGCUGCGGUGCUGCGCGUCGCUCGUGUGCGUACGGCUGACAAGCAUCACGGUUGCCGUGCUCACCUCGCCGCUCGUGCCAACAUCCCCACGCUGCCGCAGCACAACGAGCCGCCGCGCCCAGCAAUGUUGAGUAGAGAGAGGGCGGGUGGGGGCGCAGGCUGACGUCGUGCCACGGUGCCGUCGUCGAGCGGUCCGCUGCGCGCU